AAGAUUGUCCUAUCACCCGAGCAGCGAGCAGUACUUGAUCUCGUCAAGUCCGGACGGAAUGUGUUCUUCACCGGUUCCGCCGGUACAGGAAAGUCUGUUCUUUUGCGGGAGAUUAUCGAGCAUUGCGGCGGUCGUCACUCAAACCCAUUAGCCAUUACUGCCGCCACAGGAAUCGCGUCAGUCAACAUCGGCGGUUGCACGUUACAUUCGUGGGCCGGUAUAGGACUUGGGAAGGAGAGUCAGGAGCAGAUACUCGGAAAGCUCCUAGGUCAAGACAAAUACUUGAGGCACAAGGAGCGGUUUAUGCCUGAUGGGCAACAGAGUCAAAACAGAGUCGUCUCAAGGUGGAAACAAGUCAGAACGCUCAUCAUUGACGAGAGUGAGUACAGAUGCCUACCAAUCUAA
This is a messenger RNA of Fomitopsis serialis, 405 nucleotides long. RefSeq names its product PIF1-like helicase-domain-containing protein. Gene Ontology annotation, molecular function: DNA helicase activity. Lineage: Eukaryota; Fungi; Basidiomycota; Agaricomycetes; Polyporales; Fomitopsidaceae. The transcript is spliced from 2 exons. The record is from RefSeq and is a predicted model, not a curated record. Gene Ontology annotation, biological process: telomere maintenance; DNA repair. The annotation marks the transcript as partial.